Messenger RNA from Nematolebias whitei (Rio pearlfish), 1519 nucleotides. RefSeq names its product fucosyltransferase 11 (alpha (1,3) fucosyltransferase) (gene pofut4). Gene Ontology annotation, molecular function: alpha-(1->3)-fucosyltransferase activity. The coding region runs from base 7 to 1506 and encodes 499 amino acids. Gene Ontology annotation, cellular component: Golgi membrane. The transcript is spliced from 4 exons. NCBI's taxonomy places the organism in Eukaryota, Metazoa, Chordata, Actinopteri, Cyprinodontiformes, Rivulidae. The record is from RefSeq and is a predicted model, not a curated record.
GAGCAGAUGGCAGGUAGGAGGAGGCUGCUGCCCUGUCUAUGUCUGGGACUGUUUGCGGUUUUGUGCUGGGUCUGGGUCUCUUUCGCCUCUUUCCCGGACGAACAGCUGCACCUGAACGCCUCCUCCCUGGAUGCCGUGGGCCGAGGAGCCUUCCAGCCCCAGAGUGCUCUGUCAGACAUGGAGUUUGCUUCCGUAGCUUCGUACCGAGGACCCGGUAACAGCGACCGCCGCAGCAACAAGGAGCUGCCCAUUCUCCUCUGGUGGAGCACCGGACUUUUCCCACAUUUUCCUGGAGACACUGAACGCAUCGACUGUGCCACGUCCUCGUGCCUGGUCACAAGUAACCGUAAGGUCCAGCUGUACAAGAGGACAGCAUCCAUCAUCUUUUAUGGGACAGACUUCAGGGCAUAUGAGGCACCACUUCCUCGUCUCCAUCACCAGACCUGGUCACUCUUCCACGAGGAGUCACCCAUGAAUAACUACAUCCUCUCUCAUGGACCGGGAAUCAGGCUCUUCAACUAUACAGCCACGUUUCGCAGGGAGUCGGACUACCCCCUGACCCUUCAGUGGCUGCCCUCCCUGGAGUACCUGCUGCAGCCUGUGGCUGUGGCCCUGGAGGAGAAGAACCGCCUCAGGAGGGAGGGUUUGGCUCCUGUGCUCUACAUGCAGUCCCACUGUGAUGUGCCGUCAGACAGAGACAGAUACGUCCAGGAACUCAUGAAAUAUAUUAAGGUGGACUCUUAUGGGAAAUGCUUGAACAACAAGCCUCUACCAGAACAUCUGGAGGACACGGCCACGGCUACUGGCGAGGAACCUGGCUUCAUGAAUUUUGUCGCUCGCUACAAGUUCCACCUGGCGUUCGAGAACGGCCUCUGUCCCGACUACAUGACAGAGAAGCUUUGGCGGCCCCUCCACCUGGGCUGCGUGCCCGUCUACCGAGGCUCCUCUGUGGUGGGUGACUGGAUGCCCAACGACCACUCUGUGAUAACUGCAGAUAAAUUCCCCUCGCCCAAAUCCCUCGCCGACUUUCUCAGGCGUCUGGAUGAGAACGAUGAUGAAUAUGCAAAAUAUUUAAAGUUCAAAAACCCCAGGAGCAUCAUGAACACUCAUCUGCUCGAGGCGCUGGAGACCCGCGAAUGGGGAGUUAAUGACAUGAGUAAACCGAACUACUUAAAUGGAUUUGAAUGUUACAUUUGUGACCAGGAAAAUGCACGACUGGCCUCAGAAAGAGCGUACAGAAAAUCUCCCAACACGAAACAACCUCCUCAGCCUAAAAUGGCCAGCAACUCUCACAUGGGCUGCCCACUGCCCAGCCCGGGGUACGGAGACGCCCGAGACCUGCCCACCGAUGACGGAUGGCUGCAAAUAUGGCCUCAGGAUUACUGGCAGAGCCUGGACCAAGCUGAGGGGCUGGAGUCACUGAUAAGACACAACGAGUCAGACUCCUCUCUGCUGUGGAGGCACAUCCAAAACAUUGCUGUGAGCAGAGCCAGAGGAAAACACUGACACAGGCCAUGAA